AUGACUUGGGAAACAACAACGAGCGACGGCGCCAGCGACUGGGAGGACAAGUCCGGAGAAGAAAGCGCUAGCAAACGGGAGGAAGUGACUUUCCAACCGCGCAAGCUGUUCGAAGAAGAGGAGGAACUUCUCAUAAUGGAAGAGGAAAUCACCUUUCAGGAUUGGGCGGCUCCGGAGGGGCUCACAAUCCUGACCAUCCUUGCAGGGGAGACCACGGCUUUGGAACCUUCCGAACAAAUGCAGGGACUUUCGGGAAUCCCGGCUCGGGCACGCACAGUCCUCACUCGGCGCAGGAACUUUCUGCGAAACGGGGGAGUAAAUACCCCUUUAGCGGAGAGCACUCUGGUGGAAAGAGUGGCCAUAACGAUCCUCACCAGUUGCCCGAAUGCGGACCCAGAGGAGGUUCUGAGGGAGGCCAAAAAGGCCAUCCUGAACAUGCGGCAAGACUGCAGGGAGAACGUGAUUGCAGCAGUGCGGGAGAACCUCCUAGCUCGGGGUGGCCUGAAUCCUAGCGAGGGGAUUAGGGACAACUCCAACGAAGCCGGCGCCGCCCAAAUGGAAACAUCCUCCCUGGGGCACCUUUCCCGGCCCAAACCGGAGCACUGUGCGAAGACGCAGAAGUCAUAG
Klebsormidium nitens is the source of this 627-nucleotide messenger RNA. The record is from the annotation of a GenBank genome assembly. Lineage: Eukaryota; Viridiplantae; Streptophyta; Klebsormidiophyceae; Klebsormidiales; Klebsormidiaceae.